AUGGCUGUUUCUCAACUUAUUUCCCAUUUCACCCCUAUUAUUUUGCUAUAUUUACUCUUACACUCCACCUUCAUCUCCGCCGUUAACAUUACCCAUCUCUUAUCCCCUUACCCAGAUCUCUCCGACUUCUCCGACCUCCUAUCCUCCACCACCGUCGCCGCCGAUCUAACCCAACGUACAUCCCUCACUCUCCUCGCCGUUCCCAAUUCCUUCCUCCGAUCUUCCGACCUCAUCCGUCGUUCCCCCUCCUCCACCAACAUCGCGGACGUCAUCCGCUACCAUGUCCUCCUACAAUACCUCUCUCUCCAUGACCUCAGCCACUUUCCUCCCUCCGGAAAACUCAUCACUACUCUCUUCCAAACCACCGGCCGUGCCAGCAACAACUUCGGCUCGGUUAAUAUUACCUACGAUGAUAAAACCGAUACAACCACCGUCCGAUCCCCAGCCGCGUACUCACAAGCACCAAACAACGCCACCGUUAUCUCCCUAAUUAAGAACCUACCGUACAACGUUAGCAUCUUCUCCGUCAAUUCACUAAUCGUACCUUACGGAUUCGAUCUACUCGCAUCGGAGAGUCGACCGCCGUUAGGGCUUAAUAUCAGUAAAGCGUUAAUUGAUGGCCACAACUUCAAUGUGGCGGCGUCAAUGCUUGCUGCAUCUGGUGUCGUUCAGGAAUUCGAAUCUGAUGAAGGCGGUGCGGGAAUUACACUGUUCGUCCCGACCGACGACGCAUUCUCCGAUCUACCGGCGUCGGCGAACUUUCAAUCGUUACCGGCGGAUAAGAAGGCCGACGUCUUAAGGUUUCACGUGCUACAUUCCUACUAUCCGCUCGGGUCGCUUCAAUCGAUAGUGAAUCCUGUUCAACCAACCCUAGCCACCGAGGACAAAGGCGCCGGGAGCUUCACAUUGAACAUUUCUCGGGUUAACGGGUCGGUUGCAAUUAAUACGGGCAUCAUUCAAGCCUCCGUAACACAAACCGUAUUUGAUCAGAAUCCCGUUGCAAUUUUUGGAAUUUCUAGGGUUUUGUUACCAAAGGAGAUUUUCGGGAAAAAUGGAGUGCUGGAAAAAUCUCCUCCCAUUAGAGGCGCUCCGGCACCAGUUAUGCCAAUAAAUUUUUCACCGGAAUUGUUCGGGCCAUCAUCGCCACCGGGGGAAAUGCACUCUUCGGCGACGGUACGGACUGCCAAUUUCGCUGUUUUAUGUAUAGGAUUGUUGUAUGUAUUUGUAUGA
Molecule: messenger RNA, 1230 nt
Organism: Lactuca virosa
Lineage: Eukaryota; Viridiplantae; Streptophyta; Magnoliopsida; Asterales; Asteraceae
Source: the annotation of a GenBank genome assembly